This is a messenger RNA of Sphaerodactylus townsendi, 3530 nucleotides long. It is a transcript of the gene CCDC191, whose product is annotated as coiled-coil domain containing 191. The record is from RefSeq and is a predicted model, not a curated record. Bases 81 to 2807 code for a protein of 908 amino acids. The transcript has 17 exons. Gene Ontology annotation, molecular function: phosphatase binding. NCBI's taxonomy places the organism in Eukaryota, Metazoa, Chordata, Lepidosauria, Squamata, Sphaerodactylidae.
UGGCAAGCUCUUGAGUGAGCCGAGGUGAAAGACGGAGGUGAAAGACGGAGGAGAAAGCCCUGGUCUUUUUGGCUUUUUCGAUGGCGGUUAUGUACCCUCGUCCCGGCCUAUAUCGUUGGCGGCGUCUCGCUCAGCCUCCUUCAAGAGAGAAGACAAAAUUCAACGCUGACAGUGUGGAGCACUGGAUUAAGCAGGUGGAACAAGCCUCUGAAUUUGCUGUCUCUGAAGCCUUUUCCUUAAAAAAGAAACCUUAUUCUCAAAGCCUUCAUGGCUUGGUGCUGGAUUUGGAGAGAGAAGAGCACUUGCAAGAACAUGACGAGGCAUAUGCAGAAGCUCAAGAGCUGCUGAGCGAUUGGAUGAAUUCAAAACUGAAACUGGAGCUGUCAUCUGAUCAAGAAGAUGUUGAGUAUCCAGCUGCUGUUUCUUCUUGUCCUCAGGAGCCCCCUCCUGGCUUUCAGAAGUAUGACAAAUUUGACGAUUUGUAUUGCUAUUUGGAACAAGAAAUAGAAAAUACUACAGUGCAAGACUUUUUGCAGCAUCUACUGCAAAGUGAAGUAGUGGACAGUGGGAUAUUGGAAGGCCUUAGAACUGAAGAUUCCAAGGAGAAGAGGAAGUCCAGGGACCCCCGAAUUACCAUGGAGCUAAGGCAUAAACAGGUAAAAGAAAAUCGCCUGAGGCACCAGAAGGCACUAGAGCUGGCAAAACAAGAGAAGGCCCUGAAAAAAGCUGCUAUGUCAGAAGCUCAGAAGCAAGUGCAAGAGGAGAAGAAGAAAAAGCUCCUGAAAGCCAGGAAGGAAGAAGAGGCAAUCCAAAAGCAGAUGGUAAAACUGCGGAAGGAGAUGGUCGAAAAAAGACUCCUCAUGCAGCAAGCAUGGGAAAUGGAAAGAAAAAGACACAAAUUUAAAAAAAUCCAAGGGCCAUUAGAAGCUGGCCUGCCUCUUGCCUUGCCUGCCCUGUCAGACGAUGAGAAAGAAAGGAGAAGGAAGGAGAAAGAAAGCAGGCUGCAGAAACUGCUGAGCAAACUAGACACUGCAAAUCACAAGUGCUUGCAAAGAUAUUUCUCUGCCUGGUAUAAGCUUAUUCUGGAUCUCAGGAUCAAGCUGGGGAAAGCCCGAGCCCUCGCAGACUGGAAGUGCCAACUGAAGGCUUUGCGAGCCUGGAGAGAUUACACUUGGUCCCAGAAGAUGGAGCAGGAGACUCAGAUAAUGGAGAGUCAGCUGCGGACUCAAAACAGGAACAACCAGUUGGCAACAGAGUUUAAUCGGAAAUGCAUUUUGCACCAUUAUUUUGCUGAAUGGCAGUGUUGGAGUCGAAUGGAAAUUGAAAAGAGAGAGCUGCAGUUGAAAAAGGAGGAAACAAAGAGGAAAAUGGCAAAAUUCCUGGAGGAAGUGGCCCAGGGGAAAAAUUCUACCAAUCGCUCAUGGAAUGCUGGAGAGACAGAAGAAGCUCAGGAUCAAUCUCAGAGACAUAGAGAAGUGGCUGAAAUACUCCUUUUAGUGAAGAAGCCCACCACCGAAAAUAUGGAGAGAGUAAAUUCCUGUUCUCCUGAGAUGGGCCAGAACUGUAAUAUUCCUCCACCAAAACCCAAAUGGGCAUGGCAGGUCAACCAGAAGCAUGCUGCUUUGAAUGCCCGGGACCAGGCCACAUUCAACGGCCUAACGAGAAGUUCCACACGGCCUGUCAGUUCUCCAAGUCCCAAAGUGGUGCAUAACUGGUUGAGGCCCUUUGAGCACCGCUACGCCUGCCAGAAGCAGCUGAUUGAAGACCAGCAACGGCAACUUCAAGAGCAGCAAGAACUGAUACUUGAACUUCAGGGAAAUCAGAGUCUAAAGAAGACUCAGGAGGAAGUUGGGCAAGCCACAGCUGUGGCCAGGGCACUUGGCAAUCCUGCUCCAAAAAUGAGAGAAGGAAAACAGUUGAGAGAAAAUCAGUCUGAUUACAAAACUACCGAAGCUUUAAGGGCAGAAAAUAACCAACCAGCUGCUAAAAACCGGAAGAAUCUGAAGGUGUCAUCCUCUGCUCAUCCUUUAGUCAAAGCUAUGGAAGAGAGAGCAAUUGAAAGAGCAGAACGGAGGAAGAAAUUGGAGGAAGCAAAGAAGAAACAUGAAGAGGAAAGACUGGCCCAGCUGAAGGCUGAAGAAGAGGAGCGUCAGAGGCAAGAAGCAGCAGAAAAAGAGGCUCAGCUGGAGCAAAGGCGGGAGGAGAAGAGACUACAGAAAAUGAAAGAACUGGAAAAGCAAAAAAGGCUGGAGAAGGACCAGCAGCUCUUACUGGAAGCAAAGGAGCAUUAUGUGAAAGCCCUGCUUAAACACUGGGGGCUGGAGCCCUGGAAAAGGCUGAUGGUGCAAACUCAGCAAAAUAUGAUGGUGGCAGAAAGGCAUUACUGCCUUGAAUUGCAGAGAAAAUGUUUGCUUUCCUGGCUGCAGCAUACGCAAGAAACUCUUGCUAGAAAAACAGCUCAGGCUGAGAAGCUCUAUGUUUGUCUUCUACUGAAAAGGUGCUUGAGCAGCUGGAUAAAGUAUAAGGAUUAUGCAUCUGCUUUGGAAGAACGUGCAAACAAGUUCCAUGAGACAUCUCUGAAGAAGACUGCCCUUGGGACAUGGCUGGACACAUUUAAUAAAGAGAAAUAUGCAUUGUGGGAGAAACAAAAGAUUGCAGACCAAUACAGCGUCAGGAGAGUAACACUGAUUACAUUCAGGGCCUGGCAACAGUUCCCAGUGUUGAUGAAAGAGGAAAGGGAGAAAGAAGAAAGACUACAACAGUUGAGAAAGAGGGUCACUGAAAUUCUUCCAGACUUCCAGACAUGACAAAGUGGGUUCCAAGCCCUCGAGACAGCUCAGGUUGGAUGAGAACGGCGUUCAUGUGCAUCACAUCUUUCCCUGGUUGAGAACAAAUCCAUGGAGCUGUUCUAGGAAAUGCUAGACCUCUGUACCUCUCCUUGUCUCUAUCCACUGCAGCAACAUCUUGGAUUCUCAGGGGAGAGAUCAUAUUGAACAUCCAAGUUACUGUUUUAUUGUCCACGUAUCUGCAACGGUGGCUUACUUCCUAUGCACAAAUGUGAACCUGUUGUCACAACCUUUACACACACACAAAGCUGCAUCAAGCAUCACCUCUGUGAUGUUAUUUCACAAAGCAGGAGUAAGGGGGUGAAUGCGACAGUCCUAUAAAUGGCCAAUCAGAACAGAAGUUGCGCAGUUGGACUUACAUCAUGGAUAGAACUUUCACAUGUACUCCCCUCUGUUGUGAGAUUUUCCCCAUGGGAAGUGGAGCAUGCUUUACGCACACAUAUACAUAUUUUACAUAUGCAUAAAGUACAAGGAAAACUUAUAGCAAGUGAACCGACAUAACAGAAGGCUGAGAAAGGUUGUAUCCUAUUUGUUGUGAUAACUGCAUUCCUCUGACUAUAAGAUCAAGAACUUAAUUGGCUGAAGCUGCAACUUCACUUCUGGUUGCAGGCCUUUUAUUAUCAUUCUCUUUACUUUGGGCUUGACAUGACAUAGUUGGAUCUCAAUAAAUUUCCCCUUUACACA